Oryctolagus cuniculus (rabbit) is the source of this 1484-nucleotide messenger RNA. RefSeq names its product inositol monophosphatase 2 (gene IMPA2). Lineage: Eukaryota; Metazoa; Chordata; Mammalia; Lagomorpha; Leporidae. Gene Ontology annotation, molecular function: inositol monophosphate 1-phosphatase activity. The record is from RefSeq and is a predicted model, not a curated record. Gene Ontology annotation, biological process: phosphatidylinositol phosphate biosynthetic process; inositol metabolic process; signal transduction.
GGCGGGGCGGGGAGCGGGACCCGCCGCGCCGCUCCCCCGGCUGCGGCCGGCUGGCUUGCUCUUCAAGUGGCGCGCAGUGGGGCUAGCGGCCGGCGAGGAGCGGGGUGGCGGGAGCAAGAGGAGGGCGUGCGGAGCCUGGUGUCCUGUGGCGGGAGCCAGGGUCCUGUCCCUGGGCCCGCGGAGGAGGGCUGGAGGUGGCGGGGCCCGGCGAGGCCGCGAUGAAGCGCGGCAGCGAGGACGCGGCGGCGCCCGCGGGGGACCCCUGGGCGGAGUGCUUCGAGGCGGCCGUGCAGCUGGCGCUGCGCGCGGGACAGAUCAUCAGGAAGGCGCUCACGGAGGAAAAGCGCGUCUCCACGAAGACCUCAGCUGCGGAUCUCGUGACAGAAACAGACCACCUCGUGGAAGAUUUAAUCAUUUCCGAGUUGCGGGAGAGGUUUCCUUCGCACAGGUUCAUUGCAGAGGAGGCUGCGGCCUCCGGGGCCAAGUGCGUGCUCACCCCCAGCCCGACCUGGAUCAUCGACCCCAUCGAUGGCACCUGCAACUUCGUGCACAGAUUCCCCACUGUGGCUGUCAGCAUUGGAUUUGCCGUGCACCAAGAGCUGGAAUUUGGAGUGAUUUACCACUGCACUGAGGAGCGGCUGUACACGGGCCAGAGGGGCCGGGGCGCCUUCUGCAACGGUCAGCGGCUGCAGGUCUCCAAGGAGACAGAUCUCGCCAAGGCCUUGGUUCUGACAGAGAUCGGCCCCCGGCGCGACCCCGCCACUCUGAAGCUGUUCCUGAGCAACAUGGAGCGGCUGCUGCACGCCAGGGCCCACGGGGUCCGAGUGAUCGGAAGCUCCACCUUGGCGCUCUGCCACCUGGCCGCCGGGGCCGCCGACGCCUAUUACCAGUUCGGCCUUCACUGCUGGGACCUGGCAGCUGCCACGGUCAUCAUCAGAGAAGCAGGUGGCAUCGUGAUGGACACCUCAGGUGGGCCCCUCGACCUCAUGUCCUGCAGAGUGGUUGCUGCCGGCACCCCGGAGAUGGCGACGCUUGUGGCGCAGGCCUUGCAAACUAUCCACUAUGGGCGGGACGAUGAGAAGUGACACGGAGCUGCCCUCGCAAAGCAGUGCGGCCCGAGGACCAGGACUCGGCCUUUGGGGGGAGGGCUGCCGUUGGCCUGGCAGCCCGUGAUCUGGGCCAGGCAUCUCAGCUGCUGACCCCAGCUUGCAGCAGGUGGCUGGCCUCUGCAGCCCGCAUCUCCAUCGCUGGGAGUUGGUGUUUGGCCGGGUCCUCUUCUCUGAUCUGACGCAGCCCUUGUCAGGUCAGUGCCCGUCCUUCCGUCAGGGCCAGCGCCCACGUGCCAUAGGAGCCACGCCGCGGCCAGGCCGUGUCGACUCCCCCGUGCACAUCUCAGGUAAUGACGCUUUGGAACUGCUGAUGCAGCGGACUCUUCUCAGGCCUUCCCCGGGUGCUUCGGAAUGCAAUAAAUGAACCCGAUGGCA